AGCAACGGUGCGUGUGUCUCAUUCAUCGUUGCUUUUCUGGCACCUAGAGCAGUGUCUGGGAUGGAAUAGGGUUGCAUUUCCAUCUUCCACAGAAACUGUAUGUAUAAAAAAUGCUUUGUUGCAAAAGCACUUAACCGGUUUAUUCUAAGUGCUUUGAAGAUUCAAUCUUUUGUUCCCCUCACUCAUUUUAUUUUUCAUGGAAUUUUGCUUCUGUUUCUGAUUCAGUGUCACCCAUUCCCAGGAUCCUUCCCUGACAUCUCAGAGCUAUGGGUGAAGUUCACUUUCUGCCCAUCCCAUUUUACAAAUGAGCACACAUUGCUGUACUGCUGUGUGGCUUAUGCGAAGCUCUGUGUUGGCAAUGUAAGUCUCGAGCAUUAGUGAGGUAUCAUCCUUGUUCUUAGAGAGUUAAUGUAGUAGGAGACAGAGAUACACAGGCAACUAAUUACAAUGCAAGGCAGAAAGAAAAAGUGCUGUGCUUAAAGUAUAAACAAAAUGCUGUGGUUGCAGAGUGGAAGGAGUAAUUAAUUCAAACGGGGAGGAUCAGGAACAAGGAAGGAAAGAAGCUAAUAUUGAUUGAGGACUUAAAAGUUGCAGAAGGCAAGCCUAGUGCUUUCCCUCAGGCUCUGGCAGGAGGUUGUAUUUAAACUGAGCUGUGGGGUGUCUGGCCGCUGGGCCAUGUUGGGAAGGCAUGGGUUCAAGAAACAAGGAUACCAGGAGAAGACACCCUUCUGCUGUUCCCGUGCAACAGGGACUGGGACAGCCUUCACGUGGGAUAGUCUGGUGGAAAACUGGGUUGGUAAGGGAAAGCUGGUUUCUGUCAAAAUGAGGAGGUGCAGGGAGAAUUUUAGGCAAAGAUGAAGAAUGUCGGUAAGGAUAGGCUUCAGUGUGAGGGGAAGGCAAACUAAGGAAGGGGGAUUGGAGGAAAGGCGAGGCCCACAUGUACACUGGUGGGUAUAAAUUACAGGCUGGACCGGGGAGUCAUGUAAGCACACUUAGGAGAGCGUGUUCAGUGGGGAGAAUGAUUCAGUCCCAAGGUUCCAAAGGAAGCACAGGCCAGUGGACGCUUCUGCUGGCUCUACCCUUUCACGUGUGAGCGCUCCACGGCGCUGGCGAGUGUUGGCGGGUCCCUACAGGGAAGGGGAGCAGGUGUCCCCUAGCUCACCAGCCUUCUCUCCUGACUCAAACUGUCUUCAUCAUUGCGCGUUCGCCCACAGAGCCCGGUAUUGGAGGCGGCCUGGGGCAGGUUUUCACACAAUCAUAAUUGAUUCCCGGCAAGCAAGAAGGUAAAUUUCAGCGGAGUCAAGAGGCUAGUUAUGGAUUUUACAGUGCUGUGGAAGUUUAACCUGAAAAUUAACCACACAGUUACAAAGAAGGUUAAAGCCAUUUAAGACUUUACGAUCAAGAAUUAUUUCCCACGCCGUAAUUUUACCUAACCAAACUGUGUCGAUUGAUUAACUUCUGCGGUAAUUUAUUAGCUGCUCGUUAUACUUUCCUGUUUUGACUAAUGAAAACGUUUAGAGCUGCAUCUUGAUGGCAGCUAAGUAGGCCAGGCAGUUUGUCUAAGAAUAAUUAGAGAAUUUUGCAUUGUUAGCCAGUGGGGUACCUACCUCUCCCGGUGCAGCUUCAGAGAAUGGUUUUUCUGUUUCCUCAGCCUUCCCUCAUUAGUGUCUCUUCCUGGAUAAAGCCCAACUCUCCAGAACAUCACUAUAAAAUAUUUUACAAACAUUUAUGAGACUGAUCCAGCUGAUCCAAACUAUUAUUAGUUUUCUAAUUAGGAUGGUAAAAAGAACUAUUUUGUUCCUAUUGAGACAGCUUAGGGGAAUUUAUAAUAUUAGGGCUUAAAGACAUUUUCCUAGCUUAGGUGAAGGUCUAAAUCAGGAAAGGCCAACCUGGGGUAAACACGCCCCCCCCUUUGUCCUUCUGUGCCCAUGAUACACAUCUGUAAUCUAUAACACCACUCCUUUCCUCUGAGCCUAGAUAUGACUUCAGAAUCUUUCUGAACACAGCACAAGAAACAGCAAGAGGUUGGGAUUGGCAUGAAAGAUGAACUAGCCAGGCACCUGUUGAAUAAAACAAAAAAGUAUAGAAAUAGUUGAAGGCAGCUGAAAAGAGGUGAAGCCAUUAUGAGUUACCAGAAUGCACUUGAGUUGAACAAGGGGCCACAGCUGGGGUCAAAGAGCCCCAGGGGAACAGGAAGUGUGGCCACAGAUGAAGACCACCAGCCUGCCCUGCUUGAAAACCAGCUCUGUGUGGGCGACUUUCUCAAAAUACAGAGUGCUUUUGAGCCCUCAGAACCAUGUCAAACUAUUUGCAUGUCCAGAGAAGAGUUUAUGCAAAGAAUGACAGAGAUUGUUGGUUGGGGCACAAAGGAAGAAUAUGGGGAGUUCUUUGACAAAGUGGAUGUGGCCCAAGAUGGCUUCAUUAACUGGGACAAGUUGACUUCAUUUAUGCUGUUAGCACUUCAUGAGAACGAUGAACGAGCAAAGGCAACUGUGGUUCCCCAGUGGAAAGACCUUGAACUCCUUCCAACGAAACACAAGGACAUCAUUCAAAAAGUAAUUUUCUUAAAAAGUUCAAGUCGUUAUCUGACCAUCAGUAAAGAAGGUUUAUUAGGAAUCUGGGGAGAGAAUUUAAAGCUCCAAGAAACAUUUCCCAUCACUUCAGAUGCCACCAAGCUUAAACACCUGUGGGUGACAAGUAUGGUUUCUCUGGAAAAUAUAAACAAGAUAGCAGUGGCUUUUACGAGUAAAGAGAUUUGUUUCUAUGAUCUGCUGUCCAAAGGAGAAUUUCCUUGUCAAUAUAAACUCCAAGGCCUGAAGGGAACACCGAUUUGUAUGGAAUAUUGGUAUGACGUCCUUGAUGCCAAUGAAUCGAUUCUUUCUUUUGGGGACAUAACUGGAAAGGUUCAAGCAAUUGUUUUCACGACGGCCUUGAUUUCCCUGUUUGAGCGUCCUGCUAAUGCACAUGAAGACGAAGAAGCCACUGUGACUAUUAACUGGGCAGAGCUGCUCUCUGGAUAUCACAAAUGUUGCUAUAUAUUACAGCAUAAUCUUCAUCAUGGAGAUUGGGUCAGGCAAGUUACUUACAGUGCAUCUUUAGAUGCUAUCAUUUCCAGUACAACCAACAAUACAAACACUGUGGUGCUGGCUUGGAGAGAGAAAUCAAAAAAGCCUCUUAAAAUGACAUCCUUCAAUGUUGCCGAGGGCAUUCAUGCUUUUGAUUACCACUCUCGGCUCAAUUUAAUUGCAACUGCUGGCAUCAACAAUAAAGUUUGCCUUUGGAACCCCUAUGUUGUCUCUAAACCGGUUGGUGUCCUCUGGGGUCACUCAGCCAGUGUAAUAGCUGUCCAAUUCUUUGCUGCAAGAAAACAACUUUUCAGCUUCUCCAAAGAUAAAGUUUUGAGACUCUGGGAUAUUCAGCACCAGCUGCCCAUCCAGAGGAUAGCUUGUUCUUUCUCCAAAAGUCAGGACUUCAGAUGUCUCUUCCACUUUGAUGAAGCCCACGGACGACUUUUCAUCUCAUUUAAUAACCAGCUCGGAUUGUUGGCAAUGGAAAGCGAGGCCGGCAAGAGGGUGAAGAGUCACAAGAAAGCAGUCACUUGUGUUCUUUACAAUUCAGUCUUGAAGCAGGUAAUCAGCUGUGAUGAGGGGUCUACUGUUGCCUUCUGGAUGAUAGACACUGGGCAGAAAAUCAAACAGUUUACUGGUUGCCAUGGCAAUGCAGAAAUCAGCACUAUGGCCCUUGAUGCAAAUGAGACACGGCUUUUGACUGGCAGCACAGAUGGGACCGUAAAGGUAUGGGACUUCAAUGGAUACUGUCACCACACCCUAAAUGUUGGGCAAGAGGGAGCUGUGGAUAUUUCACAGAUUCUGGUUCUUAAGGAGACAAUACUGGUUACAGGCUGGGAGAGGGCUAUUACUGUGUUCCGUCUACAAAACUUCAAUCAAUAUUUCAUCCAGCCUGAGAAAUGGAAAGGUGGAAUACAGCACUGUGAUGAUAUCUUGUGUGCUGCAUUUUUACCUCCACAAACUCUUGUUACAGGAAGCUAUGAUGGAGAAAUUAUUCUGUGGAACAACAACACAGAAAACGCUCACUACGUCCUUCACCCUGAUUACCAGAGGCUGCUAAAAUCAAAAUGGGAUACAGAGCCUCAGAAGCUUCUCAGUGCUGGGAGGAGCCACUCUGCCUGCCCCAGUGAAAACCAGGCUACCCUGGGACCCUGCUCCUUUGAGACAAACACCACAUACAAUAAUGCUGUUGUGAGGCUUUGCAUCCUUGAAGCAAGAAAAAACACUGCAGAGACAGGAGGAGCUAACCUGGUCUCAUGUGGAGGUUCUGGCUAUGUCAGGUUCUGGGACACAUUUAAGAAGCAACUUCUGGCUGAAUUUUUGGCUCAUGGUGGAGUUGGAUCCAUUAUUAUGUCUACUGAUAAGUCAAACCAAUACCUUGCCACAGGAGAUCUGGAUGGACAGUUGAAAAUCUGGAAUAUAGAGGAGUACUGUCUUAAUUCCAGUAAGAGCAAAAUCACACAGGCCCCAACUCUGAUAAGAUCAUUCCGACCUCAUGAAGCCCGGAUAAGUUCCUUAGAGAUGUGUAAGCCGGGCGGCCACCUACUGAUUAUCUCCUCCUCUGCAGACUGCAGCAUUUGUGUGACUGACGUCUUCGGUGCUCCUGUCUGGAUCUUUGGUCAGGAAAAGCACUGGCAAAUUGAAAACAGUUUUUCCCUUCCUAAAAGGGAUACUAAUGUAAUGAAAAGUGAGAGUCAAGAAGAAAGCGUAAGAGAAAUUCCUUUACUUUCUAAGGAGGAAUCAUGUUUAGACCUACCAGAACGUUCUCUACUUGAUAAGAAAAACAAAGAUGGCUCCACAUACAAUGUCAGACCAUCAGAAGUCAUAAAUUUAGGUAUAAAAUAUAAGGAAAGAAAUAUCUUGAAGAAAAAAACACAUAACCUUUACAAGGGAGAAUUUAUACAAAAAUCAUCCAGUGCAUUCAGGUCAUUAAGCAUCGGAGCCCUGAAAGAGCUGCCUGAAGUGACGAAACCAGCUUUUCUUUGGGACCCGGAGAAAUAUUUCCGGGAAGAGCCAAAGGAGGAGUGUUCCCAAAUUCCAGAGCCUCCAUUGCUCUCCGAAACUUUGAACGCUGUAUUUGAUGAGAAAAACCUGUUCCCCAAAGAAAUUCUGGAUCGUGAACGAAGAGCCAAGCAAUUAUAUCAAGAAACAAGUAGUGAAGUGAAGAUUAAAAGAAAUAAGAAGCAAUUAUAAUUGAAACAAAAAUAAAUAUUUCAU
Molecule: messenger RNA, 5285 nt
Organism: Lynx canadensis (Canada lynx)
Lineage: Eukaryota; Metazoa; Chordata; Mammalia; Carnivora; Felidae
Gene: WDR49
Product: WD repeat domain 49
Exons: 19
Coding region: 2124-5261 (1045 amino acids)
Molecular function (GO): protein binding; calcium ion binding
Source: RefSeq, a predicted model, not a curated record